AUGAGUUAAUUAAUAUCAAAAAUAUUUUUCUAAAAAACUGUGUUAGUAUUAAGAAUUCAAGGUUCAAUUAAUUCUUAAUUGUAAGAAAUAGGUUUAUAAAUAAUAGAGUGAGUUAAAUUUCUCAUUAGUUGGAGCAUUAUAAUAGAGGAAGUUUAGUGGCUUUAGGAUUAAUUAUAAAUUCUUAAGGAGGAUGUCCAUACUAAGUUGAAGUGUUAAAAAAGAAAAUCAAAAAUUAUCUAAAUGAUUUGCCACUUUAUACAUUUGCAACCGAACAUAGUUUAGGGAAUGCAUAUCAAUUAUUAUAAUUGGGAAAUAAAUCAUAUGCUUAAAAUACAUCUAAGAUUGGUUUUACACAUAUGUACAAAAACAAAUUAAAUUUUGCUGAUUUCCUCAAAAAUUAUGGGAUAAAUGUAAAGUCAUAAUAUAUAUUAUUAGACUUUGUAAUAUUAAUCAAGUUAAAUAGUGAAUCAUAAUUUUGUUGUAAAUUCAUCGAUAAAAAGCAAUAGUUAAUAAGAAAUAGAUUAUUUACAUCAAUAUUAUGGAUUGAAAUCUAAAUAGCUAACAGAGGAAUGUUGGACAAGUAGAAGGGAAAAAAUAAAAAUAAAUAAGGAAUAAUUAGAAAAUAAUGUAUUUUUAGGAGUAGAAGCAAAAGAACUAGGAUUGGUAGAUGAAUUAGGCAGUUAUGAAAAAGUUUUGAUGUAAUAGUAUCCAAAAGCAAAGAUAAUUCCAAUAAAUACAGAAGGCAAAUUAAGAGAGUAUGAGAAUUGGUUUAAUUUGUUCAUUAAGAUAUCAUAAUCAAGUAUGGAUUGAUAAUUUAUUUAUAAAGGAGGUUUUUUGGGAUUAGUAUUAUUAUUUGGAGUUAAAGUUAUUGUGAAAUGGGGAUUGAUUAUUUAUGUAUGGAGAUAAUCAGUCAAAUAAAGGAAAUUAUAAAAGUAAUAAGAAUUAUAAUAAUGA
This is a messenger RNA of Paramecium primaurelia, 954 nucleotides long. NCBI's taxonomy places the organism in Eukaryota, Ciliophora, Oligohymenophorea, Peniculida, Parameciidae. The record is from the annotation of a GenBank genome assembly.